Molecule: messenger RNA, 2977 nt
Organism: Caenorhabditis sp. 36 PRJEB53466
Lineage: Eukaryota; Metazoa; Nematoda; Chromadorea; Rhabditida; Rhabditidae
Source: the annotation of a GenBank genome assembly
AUGACCGGAACCGAGCGAAAAGUCUUCCAGGUACGUAAAAGAUCUGGAAAAAUCGAUUUUCUCAGUAGAAAUUUUAAAAUAAUUAACUUUGCAGAAAUACUACCCACCGGACUUUGAUCCGUCGAAAAUACCAAGAGCUAAAGGACAGAAGAACAGGUACGAAGCUUAUUUCAUCGAGAUUUUGUCGAAAAAUUACCAAAAAAUCGAUUUUUCAGACAAUUCGUUCAACGUGUCAUGACGCCGUUCAAUAUGCAGUGUAAUACGUGUCACGAGUACAUUUAUAAAGGUAACUAAUCGUCGAGAAAUUCCUAAAAAUCUUCAAUAAUUCAUUCCAGGCAAAAAGUUCAACAUGAAGCGCGAGACGGCGGAAGGAGAGACGUAUUUGGGCCUGAAACUGUUCCGUUUUUACUUCCGCUGCCCGAAUUGUCUGGCCGAAAUCACUUUUAAGACGGAUCUCGAGAAUUGCGAUUAUCAGAAUGAGCACGGAGCGACUCGGCUCUUCGAAGCCGUCAAGGUAUCGUUUAUUCGGUCAAAAAUCUUGUUAGAGAACACGAAAAAUGGCUUGUUGCUAGUAGUUGGGACUCAGCUUCGGCAUAUCUGAACGUUUUUUGUCAUUUUCACCGUUCUCUCGAUAGUUUUACCUGAAAAAUCUGUCAUUUCUGUCUUUUCCGCUUGAACUUGAAUCAUUGUUCGCCAAAAUUGGCGCUCAAAAUAGUUGGUCGUCAACGGUUGCAAAUUUCGGAGCAUUUCCUGAACUCGCUCCGCUUUUUCCCGCUUUUCCGCCUCGAAAUCGUACUCUAACGGCUUUUCCGGCUCCAAUUUGUGCAUCGGCUCGACGUCCGGGCUCUUUUGAGCGAAAUGAGCGGUCAGAAGGUGCCGGGGGGACGGGGAAGGUAGAGGGGUCUGAAAAAUCGAAAAUUUCCGCAAAGAUGCUUGAAUUGCUUUAAAAGUAGUGGUUUUUGGGCGUUUUUGGACUUGUUCACGUUCUCCGGCUUCAAAAAGGCUAAAAUACAGUACCGGAAAGGCGACAGACGUGUAAAUGCUCGGAGAAGAGCUCGAACUGCCUGGGAACGGAGCCGAGUACGAAUAGACGACCGGAACUCGAGUUUCCAUUUCUUCUUCUGCAAUUUUACCACGCUUUCGGCUCGAAAAACGGCAGAAAUGGAGCCUAAUUAGAGGGUACGUCAAGUGGAAGAAAAACGAAAAAAAGUGGGAAAGGAGGAGCGGCCGUGGAGAUGACGACGGCCGUUGGGACGGAGAUUGAUGAAUGAUGAUGGUGUGGAAAUGGAAAGGAAAUAACGCCGAGCCAAAGAGAAACGGGAUAUAGUAGCUUUUUUGGACGGGGGAGGACGAGAAACAAGUAUUCGAAAAGCUGGUCGGGUUGAUGAGACAAGAAAGAAAACGGAGGCCGCCCCAGGAUUUUCGAAGUCGUCUCGAAGUCUGAAGUUUUGAGCCCCUUUCCGUAAUCCGAUCGGACCCAAACUUUGCAGGCUUCUUGGGCUUGGAUUGAAGUAUAUUGGGCCCAAGUUUCAGACCGAUCGGAUUAUCCGGUCCCGAGAGAUCCCGGGUUUUUACGAAUCCGGAUUAUGAUUCGAACUGGGAUUUGCAGCACUUGAUAAACGAUUUCUGAUCAGAAUCUGUGAUCUUACCGGACUCCAGUUGAGCAAGAAGUCAAAUGUUUGAACAAAGCCGACAGAUCAGGCUCAAAAAGCGUAAUCUUGUCACUUUUCCGGCCGUUUUUGGCUCCUGAACCUUCUGAAGCCAAUAUCCUGCUCGAGGAAAUGAGAUUUUCGGUAGUCAAGUCACCCACACGGAAAUUAAAGUAUUGAUGAUCACGGGACUGACCAGAAACUAUAAAAGUUGCGGGCAGAAAAUAGAAAAACAGAGUUGGCAACUGGAGAAAAGUGGAAAAGAGCCUUCCUUAGGUGACCUAAUUAUAUUGUGCUUUUUUGAGCACUCUGAUUAGUCAGAGCUCUCAAAAAUAGCCGCAUUUUGAGCGAAAAGGGAAAUGUGGGUCAAAAUUCACGAUAUUCCGCAUUUGCAGCUCUACCAAGACCAGCAGAAACGGGCGGACGAACAAGAGGCGGAAGACGCGAAGGAUCCGAUGAAAAUGUUGGAAAAACGGACGAUGCAGUCGAGACAAGAAAUGGAGGAGAUGGGCAAUCUGGAGGACCUGCAGGAGACGUCGCGCACCAAAGAGGCCAUCGAUACCAUCGGAUUUCUGGCCGCCACCGACCCGCAUCUGGCACAGGCCGAACGCAUCCGACGCAUGGAGCAGGAGGACGAUCGCGUCGCCAGGUACCGCUUUUUCAAGCCAUUUUGGCCAUUUUUUUGAGCUUUCAGUAUUUUCGCAACCGGUGUAUUAUAGCACCUGCAUUAGAAAAGUUAAAAGUGUUCGAUGUUUUAGAGCUGACCCAUCAAAUUUGGAAUAUUUCUGUAAAAUUUCCAGGGAAUUGCUGGGAAUCACGGCGGAAGGACGCAUCGAACGGCGCCUAAAAGACGAAGAAGAAGAAGAAGAAGAAGAAGAGAAGGAAGCGGAAGGAGGAGAGGAAGCGGAAGAGAAAGAGGGAGCGAGCAGCAGCGGCGGUCCCGCUCGGAUGCUGAAACCGGCCAUUCCGAGGCUCGGCGACGACACUGCGCUUUCACGCAAAAGAAACGAACAGCGGGAACGGUUCGCCGGCAUUCGUAUCGUCAAGAAAGCAAAGGUAAAUGAAGAGGUUUCAGUCAAAAAGUGAAAUCGAUUCCUUUAAAAAAUACACGAAAAAUGACGCCUUUCGCGACUUUUUCGUAGCGAUAAAACACGCAUCAACUUUCUGGCGCUUUAUGCCUUUUUCCACAGUUUCUAGAAAAUGGUGUAUUUUUGCAGCCGUCCGAACCAGCGGGACCGUCUACGUCUUCAUCUUCGGCUCCAAAAGCUCCGGCUCCGUCGGGACUCUCACUUCUCGCCGAUUACGGAUCCGGAUCAGAUUCCGAUUAA